CACAAAGUGCGUUGACAUGACGGAAGCGGCACCGGUGACCGAGAACAAGGAAGGCGAGGAAAAGGAAGAGGCAAAGCCGCCGCCUCCGCCAUGGUUCGUCAAGCUCGACCUGAGACACUUUUCUAUGGAUCGAUUUCUUUACACUUUGGACACGUUUAUAUCGACCAAGAAAGGGCAGACGUCGAUGCUGGUGGGAUUUGGACUGUUCCUGAUGGUGUUUUGCGGCCUAUUCUACUCGCUUCUCCCACACGGCGUACCUGCGGGGAAACAUGCCACCAUCACUACCGUAGCCACUGAAGACAUUGCGAAUGUCACAGUCACGGUGGUCAACGAUUCCGAUGCGACCAAUGCGACGACGACGGCGGUUGCAGACGUGCCCUCGACGACUGCCGCGCCCGAGCAGUACACGUCCCUCAUUGAAAGUAUUUGGGCGUGCUGGCUGUUCAUCGCCGACCCUGGGGCGCAAGGCGAACUGCACGAAUGGAACAAGCGCGUGUUUGCGUUUUUCGUGAGCGUGAUCGGGAUGGUGUAUUUUUUUGUCAUCAUGGGGUUUGUUGUCGAUUCGAUUCGCGACAAGAUGGAAGAUCUGAAGAAAGGCCGCAGCAACGUCAUUGAAAAGAACCACUCGCUCCUUCUCGGGUGGUCGGACAAGUCUGUAUCGUUGGUCAAGCAGCUGUGUCUGGCCAAUGAAAGCGAGGGCGGCGGGGUCGUGGUCGUGCUGGCCGAACUGGAAAAGGAGCGCAUCGAAGCCGAACUGGAGUCGCAAAUGGAACCCCACGAGUACCACGGCACCAAGGUGGUCGUGCGCUCGGGCAGCCCGCUCAUCACCAACGAUUUGAAAAAAGUGUCGGCCCACACCGCCCGCAGUAUCACGAUCAUGGCAACGUCGAUUGACGCCGAUAAGUCAGACGCAUCGUGCUUGCGUGUGAUUCUUAGUUUGAGAGGCCUGUUCAAGUUGCAAGGACAUGUGGUGGCUGAAAUUCGAGACAUUGACAACGAGCCGCUCGUCCAUCUCGUGGGCGGAUCCAUCGUGGAAACGUUGGUGUCGCACGACAUCAUCGGGCGGCUCAUCUUGCUGUCGGCGCGGUCCCCCGGGCUAUCUCGAGUGUACAAUUCCGUGCUGGGGUUUGACGGCGACGAGUUCUACAACAAGGCGUGGCCAGAAGUCGUGGGGGUGCCGUUUGGGGAGUUGAUCGUCCGAUUCCCCGCGGCGACCCCUAUUGGUGUCAAAACGGUCAAAGGCAAGAUCGUGAUCAAACCGUCCAUGACGUACAAGAUUGAAGACGGCGACGAGAUCAUCGUGUUGGCCGAAGACAACGACACGUACAAGCCGGAACCGCCGACGCUCGUUCCCCCCGUGCCGAUCCCGGUAAUUCCUGCCAAGGACAAGAUCAAAGAGAAGAUCCUUGUCUGUGGGUGGCGCCGCGAUAUUCAGGACAUGCUGGUGCUGCUGGACAGUUUUCUAGAGCGCGGCAGCGAAGUGCACUUGCUCAACGAACUCACGAUGGAGGAACGAGAUACGUUUCUGUCCAUGAGUGGCGUGGACAUGGAGAGUCUGGAGAACUGCGCAUUUCUCCAUUUUGUCGGCAACACGUCGGUGCGACGCUACUUGGAGCCGUUGCCGUUGGAAAUGUACACGUCGAUCAUGGUGCUGUGCGACUUUCAGCGCGAACUGGACAUUUUGAACUCGGAUUCGCACUCCCUGGCCACGGUGCUGCUGGUGCGCAACAUGCAAAAGAACCGCCGGGAUAUCGUCAAGGAAUCGCUGUUCGCGCCGCGGAUUUGCGAUGCACUGGGCCGAUGGACCCGACACGCGAGCAACAAGUGUCCGUGCAUCACGGAAAUUCUAGACCCCCGGACACAGAAAACGGUGGUCGCGAACUCGAGCAUUGCGGGCCAUUCUGACUUUGUCAUGUCGAACGAGCUCAUUUCAUGCAUGUUGGCCAUGAUCUCGGAGUCCCGCGAAGUCAAGCAGAUUCUGACCAAGUUGUUGUCGCCUAAGUCCAACACGUUCACGGUGCAGCCAUCAUCAAGAUACUGCACGCCCUUAGAAGUGUUGUCGUACUUUCAACUGGCGGUGCGCCUCGUCGAAUCCGACGAGCUGCUUGUGGGCUACAUUUCCAAGCACGACAAGAAUGCGCCGGCGGUGCUCAACCCAAAGGACAAGUCCGCUCCAGUCUUGUGGCGCAACUUUGACCUGAUUGUCAUCAUGGGUGGGUCGACACACGACGACCAACAUGUGGAUGUGAAGCGUGCGGUCGUCGAAUCCAUCGAAACCACCCUCCGAAAGACCAGUCAAGUAGGAAAGAAACUCAAAGGAACAACGAAAAACGCGACAGGACUCGUGGCCUCCAACCCCCCCGACCCGAAAGUGCGGACGCGACGCUCAGUCACCCGGCGCCACCUUUCCAUUAGGGCAGCCCCUACCUUUGACGCGGAAGUCCAGCUCACACCUGAAGUACGGCGCAAGUUGUCGCUUCUGUACGACGAAGUCCAAGGGUUGUUGCAUCAGUACAACGUGCAGUCGGGCUAACGUGAAUAACAUGUUCGUUUCAUGUGUGAAA
Molecule: messenger RNA, 2564 nt
Organism: Aphanomyces astaci
Lineage: Eukaryota; Oomycota; Saprolegniomycetes; Saprolegniales; Verrucalvaceae
Exons: 8
Coding region: 17-2533 (838 amino acids)
Biological process (GO): monoatomic ion transport
Source: RefSeq, a predicted model, not a curated record